CAGGGCCACGCGGACCCCGAGGGUCAGUACCAGAACCACCUGGAGGCCGAGGGGCUCUACGGCGACCCCGAGCUGCCCUACCCCGGCCACGGCGACCCCGACGGGGCGUACCCGGCUCACCUGGAGCGCGACGGGACCUACCCCGAGCACCUGGAGCACGACGGCGGCUACGCCGAGCACCUGGAGCGGGAGCGGCCCUACCUGGAGCGCGACGCGCAGUUCGAGGCGCUGGCCGAGCGCGACGGGCCCUACCCGGGCCGAAAGGAGCGGGACAGAGCCUACCUGAGCCGGGCCGAGCGGGACGGGCCCUACGCGGCCCGCGUGGAGCAGGAGGGGCAGUUCCACGGCUGCCUGGAGCGGGACCUCCAGUACCAGCCGCACCUGGAGCGAGAGGGGCAGUACGGGGGCAGGAUGGAGCAGGACGGGCAGUACCCGGGCAGGAUGGAGCAGGACGGGCAGUACUCCAGCCGGAUGGGGCAGGACGGGCAGUACCCGGGCAGGAUGGACCGCGAGGGGCCGUUCCCGGGCAGGAUGGAGCAGGACGGGCAGUACCCGGGCAGGAUGGACCGCGAGGGGCCGUUCCCGGGCAGGAUGGAGCAGGACGGACAGUAUUCCACCCGGCUGGACCGCGAGGGGCCGUACCCGGAGCGGGACGGGCAGUACGCGGGCAGGAUGGAGCAGGACGGGCAGUAUGCCACCCGGCUGGACCGCGAGGGGCCGUACCCGGGCCGGCUGGAGCGCGAGGGGCCGUUCCCGGGCAGGAUGGAGCGCGAGGGGCCGUUCCGGGCCCGGGACGGGCACUACGGGAGCUGCUGGGAGCGGGAGUGGGCGCGGGCGCCGCUGAGCCGCGGCGCGUCCCGCAGCUCCAGCCCCGGCGGGGGACACAGCACCAGCGCCAGCACCAGCCCGGCCACCACCCUGCAGCGCAAGUACGGCACGGCCGGGGGGCGAAAACGGG
Passer montanus (Eurasian tree sparrow) is the source of this 958-nucleotide messenger RNA. Its product is annotated as IQ motif and SEC7 domain-containing protein 2-like. The transcript is spliced from 2 exons. The record is from RefSeq and is a predicted model, not a curated record. The annotation marks the transcript as partial. Lineage: Eukaryota; Metazoa; Chordata; Aves; Passeriformes; Passeridae.